Molecule: messenger RNA, 1102 nt
Organism: Tarenaya hassleriana
Lineage: Eukaryota; Viridiplantae; Streptophyta; Magnoliopsida; Brassicales; Cleomaceae
Product: beta-carotene isomerase D27, chloroplastic
Exons: 6
Coding region: 129-938 (269 amino acids)
Molecular function (GO): iron ion binding
Source: RefSeq, a predicted model, not a curated record
CUCUCUGCUUCACAUUUCGUAUGGCCAAUAUGCAAAGUCAUUUGCUCUUUACAGAAACGAGAAGCGAGCAAAACACGCCUCGUUUGUGGGUAGAGCAGCACGAUUAAGCAGAAUCUUGACGUUAAUUCAUGGUGGCGACUGCUUCCACGACCCUUCAGUCAAUCAAUUUCACGCAUUAUCACCGGAACCCACUCUCGUCCCGCCGGCGUUGCGCUUUCUUAGCCGUCCGAUGCGGGAUCGCCGAGCCCAGCGGAGAACCAGCUCCGUUGGGGCAGAAGACAAAGUACGAUGAUGGGUUCUUCGAGAAGGCUUUCAUGACUCUGUUCGGUCGUAAGAUGGAGAGGUUUGCUUCGGUCGAUGACGAUAAGAUGAAGAAUCAGAAUAAGAAGAAGAAGGGCUUAUUUGAGCACGAUUAUGACAGUUUUGUGGAUGUCUCGAGGAGAGUGAUGAAGGGUCGAUCGAGGUUGCAGCAGCAACAAGUUGUGAGGGAGGUUCUUCUAUCUAUGCUUCCUCCCGGUGCCCCUGAGCAGUUCAGAAAAUUGUUCCCACCGACAAAAUGGGCUGCAGAGUUCAAUGCUGCACUCACGGUGCCUUUCUUUCACUGGCUGGUUGGUCCAUCAGAGGUUGUAGAAGUGGAGGUGAAUGGAGUGAAGCAAAGAAGUGGAGUUCACAUAAAGAAAUGCCGGUACUUGGAGAACAGUGGGUGUGUAGGAAUGUGCGUGAACAUGUGCAAGAUUCCAACCCAAGAUUUCUUCACCAAUGAGUUUGGCCUUCCGCUCACCAUGAACCCCAAUUUUGAAGAUAUGAGCUGCGAGAUGAUUUAUGGCCAAGCUCCUCCGGCAUUUGAAGAUGAUCCUGUCUCAAGACAACCUUGCCUGAAAGACAUUUGUUCUGUGGCCAACCCGAGCUCCCCCAUUUGCCCGAAACUACAGGCAUGAUCACAGGCUCUGGGGGGUGUGGCUGAUGUGAGUGAAGAAGAAGUAUACCGUCUUUAUACAAACAAUGUACGUACAUCUGAGUUGAGAAUGUUUCUGUUCAACGUCUUGGUACAUGUGAAUCUUUGAUCUCGGGAUUGGAACAAAGAAUUCUCGAGGUAUAUGAA